CUUUGAUAUCUACCGAGUGACCCCAGUCAACCAGCUUCCCGGUACUGUCACUUGAAUUCAGAGCCACACUUGGUAACGGCUCAUGAAGCAGGUUUGAAGCCCCAAACAGCAGCGCUGGACUCUGUGCUAACACCCCCGAGGAGCCCGCCAUGCAGUUACUAGUCACGGUCAUCCUCACCUUGUGGGUCUCCUGGGCUCGUGGACAAGAUCUCUCCUGUGGCAGCCCUCCCUCAGUGCAAAAUGCCUCUAUUCCAAACGAGAUGCGCAGGUACCAACAUGGGGACAAAGAACGUUAUGAAUGCAGCCACUCUUUGGUCCUCGACGGGAAUGCAGAAGUGACAUGUCUAAGUGGGAAGUGGACAGACCCACCUGAGUGCAAGGAGCCCAAAGGAAAAUGUGGGCCCCCUCCUGUUAUUGACAAUGGAGACAUUACCACGUACCCAUUAGCGGUCUACGCUCCCGGGUCCUCAGUGGAGUAUCAAUGCCAGGCCUACUAUGAACUUGAGGGAAACAGGAGAAUAACGUGCUGUGAUGGACAGUGGUCUGAGCCACCCAACU
Molecule: messenger RNA, 558 nt
Organism: Myotis davidii
Lineage: Eukaryota; Metazoa; Chordata; Mammalia; Chiroptera; Vespertilionidae
Product: complement factor H-related protein 1-like
Exons: 3
Source: RefSeq, a predicted model, not a curated record